GACCUGCUGCUCAGCGCGCGAGCGGAUCUCACGAGCAGGACGCAACAAGGGCUGACACCUCUGCACCUUGCAGCGUCUGAUGGAAGAGUCGCUACUGCAUCGAAGCUGCUCUCGCAUGGUGCCAAGAGCGACGCUCGAGGAGCGGGGGGUGAAACCCCUUUGCAUGUCGCAGCGAAGAACGGGCAUGACGGUAUGGUCUCCCUCCUCAUACGAAUGGGUGCCAAUAUGCGGGUGGCUUGCGAUGAAGGUAAGACGGGACUUCAUCAUGCUGUGUCGAGUGGACACCUGCCGACCGUGGCGGCUGUGUACCAUGCCAACCCUGACAUGCUGCAAGCUAAAGACGCUAAUGGCCGCACAGCC
Molecule: messenger RNA, 360 nt
Organism: Guillardia theta CCMP2712
Lineage: Eukaryota; Cryptophyceae; Pyrenomonadales; Geminigeraceae
Exons: 1
Cellular component (GO): cytoplasm; nucleus
Molecular function (GO): protein binding
Source: RefSeq, a predicted model, not a curated record